Messenger RNA from Alternaria postmessia, 891 nucleotides. RefSeq lists its product as uncharacterized. The transcript is spliced from 2 exons. Bases 1 to 891 code for a protein of 296 amino acids. The record is from RefSeq and is a predicted model, not a curated record. Lineage: Eukaryota; Fungi; Ascomycota; Dothideomycetes; Pleosporales; Pleosporaceae.
AUGUCCACACCACUGGCUUGGGCCGCAACACUCACGCUCAUGCUAAUCGCUGUUCUGGCACAGAGUCCUACACAAGCGACAACCGACAGCCGGAUGAGCGUAACGUCCUCAACCACAUCAGCUGCUCCACCUGCGAGCACCGCCUCCUCUACUUCGUCUGUUGCCACGCAAACUACCGCCUCCGAAGUCCGGGUCCAUGUGGUCAAAGCCGGUGCAGGCGGUUUUCACUUCGAACCCGCAGAACUGACCAAUGUGUCUGUUGGAGACAUCGUCACCUUCGAGUUCUACCCGCCAGAUCACUCUGUGGCUCGGGCCGAGUAUGGAAGCGCGUGCGUGCCUUACGAAUACACUGGAAGAGACAGGACGGGAUUCUGGUCAGAGACGCAGUGGGUCAAGACACCCAGCGAUAUUACCCAUUGGAAUCUCACGAUCAACAGCACAGAGCCGAUCUUCUACUACUGUGCUGCCCCUGAUUCGUGUAAAGGGAAGCAGAUGGUUGGCGUCAUCAAUCCAAACGCCACACAAACGCUCCAUGAACAGGUGCUGGCUGCAGCCAGGGCCGACUACCAACUAGCACCGGGCGAUCCUGUCCCUAAUGAAGCGCCUUCGACAGUCGCCUCUCCACCAGCGGCCAGCUCACCGGGAGACAUUGCAUCGGCCGAUCAGUCGUCCCCGGCGCUUUCCACAGCAGCCAUUGCCGGCAUCACGGUCGGUGUAAUCCUCUUCCUCGCGUUGUGCACGGGUCUUGUCUAUUUCUUCGCGCGCAAAGCUCGCACUGGGCGCCAAACAGCUGCUGGACUGCACACACAGACCGACCACAGGAACACACUGUCAGUCAACGUAGAACCUGUCGAACUCAGCGGAGGGAACGAGGAGAAAAGAAAUUGGUAG